This is a messenger RNA of Nakaseomyces glabratus, 456 nucleotides long. It is a transcript of the gene MBF1, whose product is annotated as multiprotein-bridging factor 1. Lineage: Eukaryota; Fungi; Ascomycota; Saccharomycetes; Saccharomycetales; Saccharomycetaceae. Gene Ontology annotation, molecular function: DNA binding. The record is from RefSeq and is a predicted model, not a curated record. Gene Ontology annotation, cellular component: nucleus.
AUGUCUGAUUGGGAAUCUCAUACUGUUAUUGGUCAAAAGGCUAGAGCUGGUGGUUCUGGUCCAAGAGCCAACGUCGCUAGAACACAAGGGCAGAUCAAUGCUGCCAGAAGACAAGGCCUUGUCCUUUCUGUGGAUAAGAAGUACGGUACUGCCAACACCAAGGGUGACGCCGAAGGCCAGAGGUUGACCAAGGUUGACCGUGAGACCGACAUUGUCAAGCCAAAGAAGCUGGAUGCCAAUGUUGGUAAGACCAUUGCCCGUGUUAGAACCGAAAAGAAGAUGUCUCAAAAGGACCUGGCCACCAAGAUCAACGAGAAGCCAACAGUUAUUAACGACUACGAGGCCGGCAGAGCCAUCCCUAACCAACAAGUGCUCGGUAAGAUGGAAAGAGCUCUCGGUGUCAAGCUGAGAGGUAAAGCCAUUGGUGAGCCUCUAGGUGGCCCAAAGAAGAAAUAA